AUGAGUGGGAAUGAUUCUGACGUGAGCAAUCUAAGAGAUUCAUUGAAUAGGUGGAAUGAAUCGAGAAAUAACCAUUCACAGGGGUUCAAUGAGGGAGCUAAAACGAUAUUUGCCAGUUGGGCGGAUUCUAUAAACGAAAGGGCUCAGGAUGUUUACCAAAGACUACCUUUAACACAGCAGGAUCUAACGACGAAUCCAGAACCGGAGUGGUUUUCAUUGAGUAGGACAGAAAGACUAUCUUUAUUUGUAUGCUUUGUUUUGGGGUCGGUAGCGUGCUUUACCAUUUGUGUGUUUUUGUUCCCAGUACUAGCAGUGCAACCUAGAAAGUUCGGACUUCUUUGGUCCAUGGGUUCGCUAUUAUUCGUUUUGGCGUUUGGGGUUUUGCAAGGACCCAUUGCAUACAUGAAGCAUUUGACAUCAAGGGAACGGUUGCCAUUCACUGUGUUUUUCUUUACGUCAUGCUUCAUGACCAUAUACUUUGCUGCGUUUACCAAAAGCACUCUAUUGACCAUUCCUUGUGCUGUAUUAGAAUUGAUUGCUGUUAUCUACUAUGCAGUUUCGUAUUUCCCAUUCGGGGGCGCAGGGCUAAGGAUGAUCAGUUCAAUUGGUGUGAACCAAGCUCGUGGCGUGUUGCGCAUCUAA
Messenger RNA from Kluyveromyces marxianus DMKU3-1042, 642 nucleotides. RefSeq names its product Sft2p (gene SFT2). Bases 1 to 642 code for a protein of 213 amino acids. Lineage: Eukaryota; Fungi; Ascomycota; Saccharomycetes; Saccharomycetales; Saccharomycetaceae. Gene Ontology annotation, biological process: vesicle-mediated transport. The transcript has a single exon. Gene Ontology annotation, cellular component: membrane. The record is from RefSeq and is a predicted model, not a curated record.